Messenger RNA from Vitis riparia (riverbank grape), 1894 nucleotides. RefSeq names its product ankyrin repeat-containing protein At5g02620-like. The coding region runs from base 95 to 1894 and encodes 599 amino acids. The record is from RefSeq and is a predicted model, not a curated record. The transcript has 4 exons. Lineage: Eukaryota; Viridiplantae; Streptophyta; Magnoliopsida; Vitales; Vitaceae. Gene Ontology annotation, molecular function: protein binding.
CAUCUGUCACAGUGGAAGCAAUUCUGAAUUGCAAAAUAAUACUCGGAGUGGCUUCCCUCGGCCUCCUCAUCGAACGGAUACUUGUCAAACAACAAUGGCCGAUUCCACUACUUGCAACCUUAACUUAAAUACAGAGUCCAUUCAGGCUGCAGCUGAAGAUACUCGGGAAGUCCAGAUCACCAACCAGGCUGCAGCUGAAGAUGGUAGCACAUUCAUGGAUCCAAAAUUGUACGAGGCUGCAGCACAUGGUGACAUCCAUGUACUUGAGCGACAUGAUAUUCGUGUCCACCGAACUCCAAAAAAGAACACAGUUCUCCAUGUUGCAGCCCAAUUUGGCCAAGCGGACUGCGUUAAGUGGAUCCUUCAGUUGCCUUCUUCAUCACUAUUGCAACAGCCCAACGAGAAAGGUGACACUCCACUUCACCUUGCAGCCAGGGAAGGGCAUUUGACAGUGGUGAAAGUUCUGAUUGACGCUGCCAAAGUAGGAGACGCGGAAAGCGGGGCUGCAGCAGAUUGUACGGUGAUGCUGAGGAUGAUAAAUAAAGACAAUGACACAGCCUUGCACGAGGCAGUGAGAAAUCAUCACCCUGAGGUGGUGAAGUUAUUGAUUCAGGAAGACCCCGACUUUACCUAUGGUGCUAAUACUGAAGGCAACACUCCUCUUUACAUCGCUGCUGAGUGGGGAUUCGUAGACUUGGUGCAUAUGAUCCUAGACAAUUGCUCUUCACCAGCUCAUGAUGGGGUUAAUGGUCGAACCGCUUUGCAUGCUGCGGUAAUUCUCAAUAACGAAGCAAUGACAAAGAAGAUACUGGAAUGGAAGUCUGAUUUAACUAAAGAAUUGGAUCAAAAUGACGACGAAAUUGGAAACAGGACAGCUCUUCACAUUGCAGCCCGCAGAGGCCAUGUGGGACUUAGUGAAGGUGCUGGUGUCAACACUUUCCAAGAUUGUUGCGAGAAAGUUGAUGAUAAGGGCAAUAAUGUUCUUCAUUUGAUAAUGCCAAAAAAAAAUAUUUGUAACUUCGGUUUGUCAAAUAAUCCCCGGUUAAGGAUGAGAGGACUCAUGAACGAGAAGAAUGCUGAAGGAACGACGCCCCUCCACCUGUUGCACAAUUCUCCCUUGUCUAAAGGUGUCAACUACUUCCCACCUCCGGAGACGACGUUCACGUGGAUAUUGGACACCUUCGUGAGAUCAAGGAGACGGAGUCCAAGUUUCAGAGCUGGGAUCAGACCCUUGGGUUCGCUAGAGGUCAAGAAAGACAUGGAUAGCAGCGAAAGCAAAGGAAGUGAGAAAAUAUCUGAAAGCAAAGGAAGUGAAGAAAGUAAAGAAAUAUCUGAAAUUAAGAAAACAAUGAAAAGCCAUAUGAUAGUGGUGGCACUCAUAGCAACUGUAACCUUCACGGCAGGUUUCACACUGCCUGGUGGUUACAUUCAGGACAAGGGCGUUACCCAGGGCAUGGCAAUCUUAUCGCUCCCAACAGAUGGCACCCUGGACAAGCACGGAGACAUGGCAAGUGCAGCAAAGGAAAAUUUCAGCAAUUUUGUCAUGGAAGAUAGCAUAGCCAUGGUACUUUCUAUGUGUGCAAUUGGUAUUUACUUCCUUGCCUCUUUCCCCAUAGAAAAUAAGAAGACCGUCCACGCAUACGUAUUGUACGGCUAUGUUCUCACCUUGGCUGCGAUGGCUGUAAUGGUGAUAGCAUUCGUUGACGGGCUGCAAGCUGUGCUACAUCCUUCUUCAUCGCUUGAAGUUACCACCGAAUACAUGAUUGUAGUCUUCUUGCUUUUCUUUUUUGUUCCAGCUUUACCUUUAUUGGUAACCAUCAGUCGGGAUUUUGUAGUUCCUUUAUUGGUAACCAUCAGUCGGGAUUUUGUAUGGAAAAAAUUUGUGAGUCUUUGA